AUAGUAGUAGUAAAUAUGGGAGUAAAUGCUUCUGCAAAACAUCAACUAAUCCGCAUACUCCUUCACCUGCGAAUAUUUACUCCACUCUGUGAACCAUUUUAUAUAUUCUUCCCAGUCCACUUCCCUCUCCAAACUCAAACCCCCCCUUCCCCUUCUCUUCUUUCUCAAUAGUGUUCUAAGCAGUCAGUGACAAUGGAGAGGAAAAGAAACAAUCCUACUUCUUUCACUAUGUUCACAUUGCUACUUGGAGUGCUUUCUCAGAACCUUGUCAUCCCUGUAAUAUCUACCACUACCACCAUUGAGGACCACAACUCUCCAGACCCACAUGCAGGAACAGAUUUAUCAAAUUCUCUGUGUUCAUACUGCUCUCCAGAUCAUGGCUCUGGGAGUAGUGGACAUGGAAGCUCACCACAUCACUCUCAUCAUGGAUCACCAUCUCAUCAUGGAUCACCAUCUCAUCAUGGAUCUCCGUCACAUGGAGGUGGUGGAAGUUACAAUCCAACCCCAUCAACUCCCCCUGGUGGUGGAAGCUAUGAUCCAACUCCAUCACCACCCUCAGGUGGUGGUGGAAGUUACAAUCCAACCCCAUCAACUCCCCCUAGUGGUGGAAGCUAUGAUCCAACUCCAUCACCACCCUCAGAUGGAGGUGAAAAUUGCAAUCCAACCCCAUCAACUCCUCCCGGUGGUGGAAGCUAUGAUCCAACUCCAUCACCACCCUCAAGUGGUGGUGGUGGAAGUUACAAUCCAACCCCAUUAACUCCCCCUGGUGGUGGAAGCUAUGAUACAACUCCAUCACCACCCUUAGGUGGAGGUGGAAGUUACAAUCCAACCCCAUCAACUCCUCCAGGUGGUGGAAGCUAUGAUCCAACUCCAUCACCACCCUCAGGUGAUGGUGGUGGUGGAAGUUACAAUCCAACUCCAUCAACUCCCCCAGGUGGUGGAAGCUAUGAUCCAACCCCAUCACCACCCACAAAUGGUGGAAGUUACAAUCCAACCCCAUCAACUCCUCCUGGUGGUGGAAGCUAUGAUCCAACUCCAUCACCACCCUCGGGUGGUGGAAGUUACAAUCCAACUCCAUCAACUCCCCCAGGUGGUGGAAGCUAUGAUCCAACCCCAUCACCACCCACAAAUGGUGGAAGUUACAAUCCAACCCCAUCAACUCCUCCUGGUGGUGGAAGCUAUGAUCCAACUCCAUCACCACCCUCGGGUGGUGGAAGUUACAAUCCAACUCCAUCAACUCCCCCAGGUGGUGGAAGCUAUGAUCCAACCCCAUCACCACCCACAGAUGGUGGAAGUUAUAAUCCAACUCCAUCACCACCCUCAGGUAGCAACUGUGGAACACCACCACAAGACCCCUCUACUCCAACACCCUCAGUCCCAACAACACCAUCAACCCCAUCAAACCCUCCCUUGGGAGGAGGUGGGUACUAUAACUCACCACCAACUUAUGGAGGUGGUAGCCCCCCAACACCAAUCACUGUGAGCCCACCUUCAACCCCAAUUGAUCCAGGCACCCCCACUAUCCCCUCCACACCCCCUUACCUUCCUUCCCCAACUCCCUUCACUGGUACAUGCAACUACUGGAACACUCACCCAGGAAUCAUUUGGGGAUUGCUAGGCUGGUGGGGAACCUUAGGCCAUGCAUUUGGUGUCUCUAGUAUACCAGGGUUUGGUGCCAGUCGCAGCUUACCACAAGCACUUUCCAACACUAGAACUGAUGGACUAGGAGCACUCUACAGAGAAGGGACAGCUUCCUUUCUUAACUCCUUGGUGAACAACAGGUUCCCUUAUACAACCCAGCAAGUCAGAGACAGAUUUGUAGCAUCUCUUGCCUCAAAUAAUGCAGCAGCAGCACAAGCCAACCUCUUCAAGAUGGCCAAUGAGGGGCGAAUGAAGCCUCGAGCAUGAUAUAGUUAAUUUGGUUUGUGUGUCAGUUUAUUAGUUUAGAAUAUUAUGUCUUAAGACUUAUUCUAAGAGUGUGUUAUUUAGGUUCUUAUCAUGCAUAAUAUGGAUAUCGUUUUACUUUACAAGUUCAUGUUAGCCUUUAUGGUUUCUUAUUUUGUAAUAAAGUUUAUAUAUUGUUACUUCAAUAGUUCAAU
Molecule: messenger RNA, 2099 nt
Organism: Glycine soja
Lineage: Eukaryota; Viridiplantae; Streptophyta; Magnoliopsida; Fabales; Fabaceae
Product: protodermal factor 1-like
Exons: 3
Coding region: 193-1908 (571 amino acids)
Source: RefSeq, a predicted model, not a curated record